AUGGCACCUGUUUUGGGUGUCGAAAGUGAAAUAACUAGGUCACCUUCUCUGUCAAUAUCCAUUGCAGCAACUGAUAGAAUUUUAUUACCUGCUAAAUGGUUUCAAGAAUCCAUAUCAACAGUUGAUGAAUUUCUUUUAUCCGUUCACAAUAAAAUUCACUUGGUGACAAAGGAUAAUACUAUUAUGCCAAGUGAUUACUUUAUGACAUUUAAAACACAAAGAAAAACAGGUGCCAGCACUCAGUUGGUCAAUGAACAAGACUUCAUCAAGUUCAAAUUGGAAUAUACAAAAUUAGCUACUAGAAAAAGUGAUAUUGGGAUUUAUGUUACAAUUUCACAACCCUCUAUCACUAUUUCUCAAAAUAAGCAAAAAAAAAAGGAAUCAGAUUUAAAUGAACAUGAAAAAAAUACUGAACAAUCUAACAAUUACAAGAAUAAUAAUCGAGUCCCAAGUGUUUCAUCUUUAUCUGUAUAUGAUAAGGAAAUUGCCAAAAACAUGUUAACAAUUAGAAAUGCAUACUACUUAAUGUGCAUAAUCAUCCCUACCUUAAUAAAGAAAAUUACAAAGAUUUGUAUAUUGAGAUUAUAUUUAUGA
Molecule: messenger RNA, 594 nt
Organism: Dentiscutata erythropus
Lineage: Eukaryota; Fungi; Glomeromycota; Glomeromycetes; Diversisporales; Gigasporaceae
Source: the annotation of a GenBank genome assembly